AUGGAUGAAUGCUGUGGUAUAGAACCAGAUGAAACUGAUCUAGCAGUUUGGCGAAAGCUAAAGGAUGCUACAGAUGAGAAUACAGUUCAGAAUCAGAUCGAAGAAGAUGAAAAUAGAACCCCUAAAGAUGAAAAGGAAAAUUUUGAGAAAGAAUUGAGGCCAAAUGAUAUGAUUCCUGAUGAAGAUGCCAACUAUUUAGACUACAACCUUACAAACUCUGAUCUCUUCACAAUAUUCUCCACCUUUGGCAAAGUCACCAAAGCCACCAUCCUCAAGGACCGUGCCACGUACCAGAGCCGUGGGGUAGCAUUUAUCCUAUUCAUCUCACACGAUGAUGUGAUAAAGGCCAUUAAGGGAAUUGACAAAAAAAUUCUCAAUGGAAGGACACUAUGCACCUCCACUGCCACAGACAAUGGUCGUGCUUUGGAGUUUAUUAGGAAAAAGGUGUACAAGGAUAGAGUGGGUGUUAUGAGUACGGUGGUGGAACUGGAUGCAAAAAAUGUGAUUGGGAUGAUGAAGGAAAGGAUGAUGUUUUUGAGACAUAAAAUUAGGCUUCAGCAGUGGAUGGUGAAAGGGCGGAGGAGAAUGUUGAGAAAUGAAAGAGAAACGGAUGAGGUAAAGAAGGAAAAGAGGAGAAGAAGAAAGGAUAUUUUAGUGAUGAGUAAGAGUGAAUAUUUUGGAAAAGAAAAUGGAAUUUAUUCAUUUGGUUAA
Molecule: messenger RNA, 711 nt
Organism: Fraxinus pennsylvanica
Lineage: Eukaryota; Viridiplantae; Streptophyta; Magnoliopsida; Lamiales; Oleaceae
Source: the annotation of a GenBank genome assembly